Bipolaris sorokiniana ND90Pr is the source of this 1484-nucleotide messenger RNA. RefSeq lists its product as uncharacterized. Gene Ontology annotation, biological process: UDP-galactose transmembrane transport. Gene Ontology annotation, cellular component: Golgi membrane; endoplasmic reticulum membrane. Gene Ontology annotation, molecular function: UDP-glucose transmembrane transporter activity; UDP-galactose transmembrane transporter activity. The transcript has 2 exons. Lineage: Eukaryota; Fungi; Ascomycota; Dothideomycetes; Pleosporales; Pleosporaceae. The record is from RefSeq and is a predicted model, not a curated record. The coding region runs from base 148 to 1380 and encodes 410 amino acids.
AUUCUCAUUCUGCUUUAUCAGGUGUUGGUUUUCGUUUUCUGAGCGCUCAUCUCCUGCGCCUGUCCACUCCUUUUGUCCCCCCCUCCAACUCUUCGAUUCCAACAGUCGUCGACGCAGGGGACUCGCGAACAACCGCAUUACGAAAAGAUGACACAGGCAGUGCGCCGCAAGGCCAAUGAGACCAAUGGCCAUGCGCACCACCGUCUCGACGAUGCGGUGCACUCGAUUGAGCAGAAGCUGGAAGAGCAGGCGGAGCUGCAUGCGCGAAACCCUCAGGAACAGAAGGAAGCAGGGCUGUUCCAGCUCGUCAUUUGCGUCGCUGGUAUCUACGGUAGUUUCAUGACAUGGGCCUGGAUCCAAGAGCGUCUAACAACCACCACCCACGGCCCCUCCAACCAGCGCUUCACAUACUCCAUCUUCCUCAACACCGUUCAAUCCGCCUUUGCCGCCAUAACCGGUCUAAUCUACCUCUUUGCCUCUGCGAAAAAAGAUCCUAAAACCGGCGUUCGCACCGUCCUCCCCAUUUUCCCCUCCCGCAGCAUUCUCCUGCCUUUACUAGGCAUCGCGCUGACCUCGUCGCUCGCCUCGCCCUUUGGCUACGCAAGCCUCAAGCACAUCGACUACGUCACCUUCAUCCUCGCCAAAAGCUGUAAAUUGCUGCCCGUCAUGUUCCUCCACAUUUCCCUUUUCCAAAAACGAUACCCACUAUAUAAAUACGCAGUCAUCGGCUUCGUAACCCUCGGCGUCGCAGUUUUUACGCUAUACAGCCCUAGCACUGCGAAGAAGGCGGCGAAGAAAAGUGGAGCGCUGAAUGCGGAUGCGUCGCACACGGUCGGCUUGGUCCUGCUCGGUGUGAACUUGCUGUUUGAUGGUCUGACGAAUACGGUGCAAGACCAUAUUUUCACCUCGUUUAGGGGUUUUACCGGCCCACAGAUGAUGUGUGCGCAGAAUAUCAUGUCGACGGCGCUGACGGUGUCGUACCUCUUGAUCACACCUCUUCUCGCUUCUACACCGCUGGCGUCGUCGCUCGGGCUCGCGACGUCGGAACUCAGCGAUGCGCUGGGGUUCAUUACAAAGUAUCCGGCUGUGGGUGCCGAUGUGCUCAUGUUCUCGGCGUGCGGUGCGAUAGGCCAGGUUUUCAUUUUCCAUACACUCGCGCAUUUUAGUAGCUUGUUGCUUGUUACUGUGACGGUUACGCGCAAGAUGCUGACCAUGGUGUGGAGCGUGUGGUGGUUUGGGCAUGAGAUUACGAGUAUGCAGUGGGUGGGUGUUGGUUUGGUGUUUGGUGGGAUUGGCGCCGAGGCGGCGAUGGGAAGGAGGGAGAAGGCGAAGAAGGCUGCUGCGAAGAAGGCUGAGUUGGAGGCGGCGAAGAAGAGGUAGAUGAGUUUUGGGGGGGGUUGAAGAUAUAUGGCCAUGCUUUUUUCUGUACAUUUGACGCACACUGCCGUUCUUCGCUCUGGGACUUUUGAAAUAGGGGGGGGAGG